Molecule: messenger RNA, 423 nt
Organism: Symbiodinium natans
Lineage: Eukaryota; Dinophyceae; Suessiales; Symbiodiniaceae
Source: the annotation of a GenBank genome assembly
AUGCAAGGACGAACUGAAGCAGAAAAGCUGGUGAAAUCCGACGGUCCUGGGCGAGAGAGGGGCACGCGUGGUGCUGCUGAAGCUUGUUUGGCGUCGCGCAAGCAUUUGAAGGUCCUCAGGCGACGACAGCGAGAAUCGCAACUGUUCAAAGAGCAUGCAUUGGUGCCGGAGCCCCUGGAGCUUAGGUGGCAGCUCUCCACAGACAGCCUGGCCUCCUUGACCAAAGCUGGAAGAUUUUUGUGCUUCUACAAGAGGUUCCUGUUGCUGACACGGACAUGGAGCCGACGGGCAACGGCUGAUGAUCGGAACUACGUCCUGAUCCUCCAAUUUGGCUGGAAGUGGCGCAACUUUUCUCGGCUGCUUCCCACGGACGCCACGCAGCCCUUGUGGAGGACUGCACCUGUAGCACGACGCUGUCCGUGA